UUGCUUAUCCCUGGUAUAAAAUAGAAGAAAAACAAAGACACAAAAUUAGCGAAAUACAUUAAAUUAUGAGUCUAUUAGAAAAUAUUAGAGAAUGGUUCACAUCGGAGACAUCCCGGAACAAAAAUUCAGCUCUGGCAGCUGGAUUAUUGUUCUUUACAGGGUGGUGGAUAAUAAUCGAUGCCAUGUCUGGAGAUAGCCAGCAUCAAAUAACGACAGGUCAUGUUUUUAUUGGGAUUUUCGGCACUGUCAGCUUCUGCAUGGUCAAUACCGUUAAAGGCGAGCAUAUAUCAGAAGAUAACACAUCCGAGUCAGGUGCAAGGAUCGCUAAAAUAUGGCUGCUUAUUGGUUUUGUUAUGGGGUUCGCCUCCAUCAUUGCUGCCGUCUGGGUGAUGGUGGACGACUUUAUCAAUAAUGACAAGAAAGAUACCAGCCUCGGAGUAUCCUUGUUGCUUCAAAAUGUGUUUAUAUUAUUUGCCAGUUUGGUGUACAAAUUCGGUCGCAACGAGGAGGAUUGGAACGAGUAAAAGUUCUUCUUCCAUCUAUUAUUAAUUAUAUAUACAUAAACACAUACUUGUAUUCAUAGACCUCAAAGAUUGCGAAAACGUUCGCCUCACUGCGUAUUGCGUUUUAAAACAACAAAAAAACAUAAUCUCAUUUAAAUUAAUAAACGACGAGUCACUCGCAA
This is a messenger RNA of Drosophila busckii, 685 nucleotides long. RefSeq names its product transmembrane protein 50A. The record is from RefSeq and is a predicted model, not a curated record. Gene Ontology annotation, biological process: late endosome to vacuole transport via multivesicular body sorting pathway; protein targeting to vacuole. The transcript is spliced from 4 exons. Bases 66 to 524 code for a protein of 152 amino acids. NCBI's taxonomy places the organism in Eukaryota, Metazoa, Arthropoda, Insecta, Diptera, Drosophilidae.